Messenger RNA from Hordeum vulgare subsp. vulgare (domesticated barley), 1536 nucleotides. RefSeq names its product aspartic proteinase nepenthesin-2-like. Gene Ontology annotation, cellular component: extracellular region. Bases 13 to 1383 code for a protein of 456 amino acids. The transcript has a single exon. Lineage: Eukaryota; Viridiplantae; Streptophyta; Magnoliopsida; Poales; Poaceae. The record is from RefSeq and is a predicted model, not a curated record.
ACUACAGAAAAUAUGGCUCGCCCUGCUGCAAGCACUGAUGGCAGUGCGUUGGCCGUCACGCUUGUAGGUUGGCUCCUUGUUCUCCAGCUUCUCCUCCUGGCGCCGGCGCCUACCGCCGCGAGGAGGGCGACGAGCGUCAACCAGACGCCCAACUUUCUGUCCAGAAAGCCGCCAAGGUCGGGCACCAACGCCCUGCUCAAAAAGGCGCGUCGUCGCAACCGCAACACGGACCUGCUGGGCAGCGCCGCGGCGGACGACGCCGGCUACGUCGUCCUCUACAACGUCUCCAUCGGCGCCACGCCGAACGACGUCUCCGGCGUGGUGGACGUCCUCAAUGAUUUCGUCUGGACAACGCAGUGCGUGGCCGCGCCGGUGCGGGUCCAAUGCGCCAGCCAGACGUGCCGGAGCCUCCUGGCCAACGACACCAUGGACGCCUGCGGCGGCAACCCCAGCGGCGACGAUACCUGCAGCUACGUCAACGUGUACGCGCCUGGGAGCAACACCACCGGCUUUCUCGCCAACGAGACGGUCGCCGUGGGGAGCUUCGUGGGAGCAGCGAUAUUGGGGUGCAGCGCCGCCAACAGCACGGGACCCCUCGUCGGCGAGGUCGGCAGCUUCGGCUUCAACAGGGGGGCGCUCUCCCUUGUGUCGCAGCUAAGCGUCAGCAAGUUCUCCUACUACCUCGCCCCCGACGAAGCAGGCAGCUCCGACUCCGAGAGCGUUGUGUUACUCGGCGACGCCGCCGUGCCGCAGACCAGGGGCGGCGGCCGCUCAACGCUGCUGCUCAGGAGCACGGCAUUCCCAGACGUCUACUACGUCAAGCUAUCCUCCAUACAGGUUGAUGGACAGGCCCUGAGCGGCAUCCCCACUGGGGCGUUCGACCUUGCUGCCGACGGCAGCUCCGGUGGCGUGGUCAUGGGCACGCUGUCCCCCGUCACCCGCCUCCAAGUGGACGCCUACAACGCCUUGAGACAAGCACUGGUGAGCAAGAUCAACGCGCAAGAGGUGAACGGAUCAGCGUUCGCCGGCGGCGUCUUCGACCUGUGCUACGACGCGCAGUCCGUGGCGACACUGACGUUCCCAAAGAUUACGCUGGUGUUCGACGGCGGGAACGCGCCGGCUACGUUGGAGCUCACGACGGUGCACUACUUCUUCAAGGACAACGUCACCGGGCUGCAGUGCUUCACCAUGCUGCCGAUGCCAGUGGGCACACCGUUCGGCUCUGUCCUCGGAAGCAUGGUGCAGGCUGGCACCAACAUGAUCUACGACGUCGGCGGCGAGACGCUGACGCUCGAGGAGGGCGCAGCGGCUCCGCCCCCCUCACAGGUGGUGUCGCUCAUGGCGAUAGCCUCCCUGCUCCUUGCUUGGGUGCUACUCUUCUAGCUAGAUGAUCAUCUCCAUCGGGUGUACUGUUCCAUCUUGUUCCGUUGUUUUGCCAAAAGAAAUAUUUCAGCAUUGUGGUGUAUUCAAUAUGUCAUGUAACUGUGUCUGUAAGAUGCUUGUACCUUUUCUGAAAUAUAUUGCCCCUUUGUAAAA